GCGACGCAACACUCAGCCAGGGAGGGGAGGGAUGAUGGAGCUAAGAUGGCAGCCCAACUGAGGGUGCUGCCUCUCUGGGGUCAAGAAAUAUUCAAGGAACGUAUGAAACCAAAACACGAAAAGCGUCUUUUGGAAAUUAACGUUGCCGUUUCUGGUAUUCUACAAGAACAUUGGUAAUGGCUUGAGAAUAUAUAUUUUCAGGAGACAAGCACCGUGUUGACGCCGUGGCCGGGAUCGGAAGACCGUACAUUGUAGUUGUACCACCAGAGAGACUACAAUUGGCGUUUAUAAUAACUGGGGACCGUGGAUGCUAAUUGUGGUAUUUCUGCAACCUGCAAUGGACAAAUAAUGUGACACGAGCCGGAUUUUACGACAACUGGAUUGCAUCUAACGGAUAUAUAUUGUCUACAUUGUGGUAUCUUUUGUGUGAUAUAUGAAUUGUUCUCCUAAACGAUGAUGUGUGCUGCUGUGGCAGCGGCCGCCGGUGGAGGGAUUCUGCCUUCCUCAUCGCCGUCGAUGGGGCUGGGUGUCAGGGUCAUUUCUGGACUAGGAGCCGAUCUCUCCACCAUCGGUCCAGGAAUGGGUUCUUGUCCAACACCUGGAGCCCAGUCGGAUUGUCGGACUCGGUACCAGCUUUUACUUUCAGGGCGAGCUCUGGCCGAGAGAUACAGACGGAUCUAUACCACCGCUAUCAAUGAUAAAGAGCAAGGGAUAAAUCAAGGAAGGGGAAAGAAGGCUUUAAGUAAGAAGAAACUGAAAAGGCGACAGAGGGUCAAGUCAAAAGUCAAAUCAAGAACAAAGGCCGAGAGUCUAGAUGGAGCCCUCUGCGUGCCGGACAUCAAGCUGCACAGCAACCCAUCUGCGUUCAAUGUUUAUUGCAACGUGCGGCACUGUGUGCUGGACUGGCAGCAAAGAGAGGCCUCCCUUGUGCUGGCAUCCAGGAGCUCGGUGCAGAGCGACUCAGACAGUGAGGAGGAGGAAGAGUAUCGCGAGCCAGCCGUGAAGCUGCCAAAGAUCAUUGGCAUUGGCCUGUGUGGGGUAUUUGAGCUGAUCAAAGAGACUCGGUUCUCUCACCCCUCACUGUGCCUGCGUAGCUUGCAGGCCUUGUUGGACAUGCUACAGGGACAACAGCCUGAGGGCUUUCAGACUGAGCCUCCUGAUGUGCUGGAGUCUCUUUUCCAGUUGUUGUUGGAGACCACAGUCCGGAGCACAGGGCCCAACGACCCGACGGGACAGGCCAUCACUGCUCUGUCCUGCGCCUGCCUCUUCAGUCUGGUGGUGGCCUGGGGAGACACUGGCAAAAUCUUGCAGGCUGUCUCUGCCAUCCUCACCAACAACGGCAGCCAUGCCUGCCAGACGAUACAGGUGCCCACCAUACUGAACGCCCUACAAAGGAGUGUACAAGCUGUCCUGGUGGGAAAGAUUCAAAUCCAGGAUUGGUUUGGGAAUGGCAUCAAACGCGCAGCCCUCAUGAACAAGUGGAUCCUUAAAGAGGUUGCCAUUGACGAGGAUGAGCGCUGUCUUCUACAGACAGAUGGCUCCUUCCUGUAUUUGCUCUGCAAGGACGGACUCUACAAAGUGGGCUCUGGAUACAGUGGCACUGUCAGGGGCCACGUGUACAACUCCACGUCUCGUACCAGGAAUCGAAAAGAGAAAAGAUCAUGGUUGGGCUUUGCUCAGGGCUACUUGUUGUAUCGGGACACAAGUAACCACACAAUGUCAGCCAUCAAGAUCAACCCUGAGACUUUGGAGCAUGAGGGGACUGUCACCAUGCCAGGUCAAAAUUCAGAUGGACAAAACAUAAUUUUCACAGACGGAGAGUACAUCAACCAGAUUGCAGCCUGCAAAGAUGAUGGUUUUGUGGUGCGGAUCUAUACUAUGAGCUCAGACCCGGCCCUGCAGCAGGAACUGCAGCUGAAGCUGGCAAGGAAAUGUCUGCACGCCUGCGGCAUCUCUCUAUUUGACCUCGAGAAGGAUCUGCACAUCAUAAGCACAGGCUUUGAUGAAGAGGCUGCAUUGCUUGGAGCAGGCCGGGAGUUUGCUUUGAUGAAAACUGCUUCAGGAAAGAUUUACUACACAGGAAAGUACCAGAGCCUGGGUAUAAAGCAGGGUGGCCCAUCGGCAGGGAAAUGGGUGGAAUUACCCGUUACAAAGUCUCCCAAGAUUGUUCAGUUCUCAGUCGGCCAUGAUGGCUCUCAUGCACUGCUAGUGGCCGAAGAUGGAAGUGUGUUCUUUACAGGCUCUGCCAGCAAGGGAGAGGAUGGCGAGUCCACUAAAAGUCGCAGACAGCCCAAGCCGUACAAGCCCAAGAAGAUGAUCAAAUUAGAGACCAAGACAGCAGUGUAUACAGCGUGUAACAAUGGCAGCAGCAGCAUUGUCACCAAGGAUGGAGAGCUCUACAUGUUUGGCAAAGAUGCAAUUUACAGCGACAGCACUUGCCAGGUGACAGACCUGAAAGGUCAGUCUGUAACUCAGGUUGCCAUGGGUAAGGCCCAUACGUGUGUUCUGACCAAGAGUGGGGAAGUGUGGACAUUUGGGGUGAAUAACAAGGGACAGUGUGGCAGAGACACUGGAUCCAUGAGCCAAGCAGGGAAAGCGUUUGGUGUAGAGAGCAUGGCCACAGCCAUGGAUGAAGACCUUGAGGACGAGAUAGAAGAGAAAGAAGAGAAGAGCAUGAUGUGCCAGCCAGGCAUGCACAAGUGGAAGUUAGACCAGUGCAUGGUCUGCACGGUGUGUGGAGACUGCACUGGCUACGGCGCCAGCUGUGUCAGCAGUGGACGGCCAGAUAGAGUACCAGGAGGUAUUUGUGGCUGUGGGUCUGGAGAGUCUGGCUGCUCAGCGUGUGGCUGUUGCAAAGCCUGUGCCAGGGAGCUGGAUGGUCAAGAAGCCAGGCAGAGAGGCAUCUUUGAUGCUGUGAAGGAGAUGAUUCCACUGGACUUGCUGCUAGCUGUGCCUGUCCCUCCCCCUCCAGGAGUGAACAUCGAGGAGCACAUCCAGAUCCGUCAGGAGGAGAAACGGCAAAGGAUCAAUCGCCGGCACAGGCUGGAGGAAGGCAGAGGCCCCCUUGUUUUUCCCGGUCACAUUUUUAUGAACCAGCGUGAGCAGGCCCUAGCCAGAAUAAGACCCCUUCAGGCACUAAGGCAUAAACGGGACAAGCACAAAGAUGGUAGCAGUGAGCGUGGAGAAAAGGAUGCCAGCAAAAUCACCACCUACCCCCCAGGGGCAGUAAGAUUUGACUGUGAGCUGCGAGCUGUGCAGGUCAGCUGCGGUUUUCACCACUCAGUUGUGCUGAUGGAGAAUGGAGAUGUCUACACAUUUGGUUACGGCCAACAUGGGCAGCUUGGACAUGGCGAUGUAAACUCCAGGGGUUCUCCAACCCUGGUGCAGGCCCUCCCAGGUCCCAGUGUACAGGUCACAGCAGGCAGUAACCAUACAGCUGUUCUCCUCAUGGAUGGGCAGGUCUUUACAUUUGGCAGUUUCUCGAAGGGACAGCUUGGCCGGCCCAUCCUGGACAUGCCCUACUGGAAUGCCAAGCCAUCUCCCAUGCCCAACAUUGGUGCUAAGUAUGGACGAAAGGCUACCUGGAUUGGUGCCAGUGGAGACCAGACAUUCCUUCGGAUCGAUGAGGCUCUUAUCAACUCUCAUGUCUUAGCUACUUCAGAGAUUUUUGCCAGUAAACACAUUAUUGGCCUUGUGCCCUCCUCUGCGUCUGAGCCGCCUCCAUUUAAAUGCUUGCUAAUCAACAAAAUGGAUGGAAGCUGCAGGACCUUCAAUGACUCUGAGCAGGAGGACCUGCAGGGAUUUGGCCUGUGUCUGGACCCUGUGUAUGAUGUCAUAUGGAGGUUCCUGCCAGCCGCAAAAGAGAUGUUGUGCUACAAUGCAGUAAUAGCUGAUGCCCGGAUGCCCUCUGCCACAGAUCUACAGGCUCGCUGUAGCAUCCUUAGCCCAGAGCUUGCGUUGCCCUCAGGGUCACAUGCUACCACUACUCGCUCUCACGGAGCUCUACACAUUCUUGGUUGCCUGGAUACACUGGCAGCCAUGCAAGAGCUGAAGAUGGGUGUUGCCAGCGCAGAGGAAGAGACCCAGGCAGUGAUGAAGGUCUACUCCAAGGAGGACUACAGUGUUGUAAACCGCUUUGAGAGUCACGGUGGUGGCUGGGGCUACUCAGCCCACUCUGUGGAGGCCAUCCGCUUCUGUGCUGAUGCAGACAUCCUGCUUGGUGGGCUGGGCCUUUUCGGGGGACGAGGGGAGUACACUGCCAAGAUCAAGCUUUUUGAGCUGGGACCUGACGGGGGUGACCAUGAGACAGACGGGGAUCUGCUGGCUGAGACUGAUGUGCUGGCCUAUGACUGUGCUGCCAGGGAGAAAUAUGCCAUGAUGUUUGAUGAGCCGGUGCUGCUGCAGCUGGGCUGGUGGUAUGUGGCGUGGGCCCGAGUGUCUGGACCCAGCAGUGACUGUGGAUCCCAUGGACAGGCCACCAUUACUACUGAUGAUGGUGUGGUCUUUCAGUUCAAAAGCUCUAAGAAGUCAAACAACGGUACAGAUGUUAAUGCGGGUCAAAUACCUCAGCUGCUUUACAGGCUUCCUUCAAAUGACGGCAAUGCUUCUAAAGGGAAACAGCAGACCAGUGAACCAGUUCAUAUCCUUAAGCGCUCAUUCGCUCGUACCGUCUCAGUGGAGUGUUUUGAGUCUCUGCUGAGUGUGCUUCACUGGAGCUGGACCACCUUGGUUUUGGGUGUGGAGGAGUUGCGAGGGCUGAAGGGCUUCCAGUACACUGCCACCCUGCUGGACCUUGAGAGACUGCGCUUCGUUGGCACGUGCUGCCUCCGCUUGCUCAGGGUCUACAUCUGUGAGAUCUUCCCCAUUGCUGCCAGCACAAAAGCGGUGGUGGAGGAGUCGAGCAAGCUGGCAGAGUGCGUGGGAAAGACACGUAGCCUGCUGAAGAAGAUCCUAUCAGAAGGCAUGGACAACUGCCUGACCAAGCUGGACAACGACCCCCAGGGCUACUUGUCUCAACCUUUGACCCUGCUGGAAGCUGUGCUGCAGGAGUGCCACAACACCUUCACUGCCUGCUUCCACUCUUUCUACCCAACCCCAGCUCUGCAGUGGGCCUGCCUCUGUGACCUGCUUAACUGCCUAGACCAGGACAUUGCUGAGGCCAACUUUCGCACAUCCAGCAGCCGUCUACUGGCGGCUGUAAUGUCAGCUCUGUGCAACACCUCAGUCAAGUUGACAUCCAUCCUCCCCAUUGCAUAUGACGGGGAAGUGCUGUUGCGUUCACUGGUCAAACAGGUCAGCACCGAGAAUGACUCUGCCCUUGCUCACCGCUUCCCCCUUCUGGUGGCCCAUAUGGAGAAACUAAGCCAUACUGAGGAGAACCUGAUGGGCAUGACCAGUUUCCGGGAAGUACUAGAGAAGAUGCUGGUGAUUGUGGUGCUGCCGGUCAGAAAGAGUUUGAGGAAGGAGGUGGAGUUGUUCUCUCCACACCUGGUCUCCAACACCUGUGGUCUGCUGGCCUCCAUCGUCUCUGAGCUUACUGCCUCUGCCCUUGGCUCUGAGGUUGAUGGACUAAACUCGCUCCACUCCGUGAAAGCAUCCCCUAACCGUUUCACCAAAACAAGCCAGGGCCGGAGUUGGAACACGGGCAAUGGCUCUCCGGAUGCGAUCUGUAUGACAGUGGACAAGCCAGGCGUCGUGCUGGUGGGUGUCUGCGUCUACGGAGGAGGGGGCAUCCAUGAGUAUGAACUAGAGGUGCUGGCUGAUGAUGCGCAGACGGAGCACCCUGGGGACUCGGCACAUUCUCACAGGUGGACGUCCCUGGAGCUGGUAAAGGGCACCUACGGCACUGAUGAUUCUCCCAGUGAUAUUGCAGAGAUUCGCUUGGACAAGGCUGUGCCACUCAAGGAGGGGGUAAAGUAUGCAGUCCGAUUGCGGAACUACGGCAGCCGGACAGCUAAUGGGGAUGGAGGUAUGACCACAGUGCAGUGCUCUGAUGGUAUGUCCUUCACCUUCAGCACCUGCAGCUUGAGUAGCAAUGGGACCAACCAGACGAGAGGACAGAUCCCACAGAUUCUCUACUAUAGGAGUGAGUAUGAUGGGGAUCUCCAGUCUCAGCUGCUGAGCAAAGCCAAUGAGGAGGACAAAAACUGUAGCAGAGCUCUAUCUGUGGUCAGUGCUGUGGUCAGAGCUGCAAAGGACCUCCUUCACAGAGCUUUUGCUGUCGAUGUGGAUGAUAUUCCUGAGCUACUAAGUUCCUCCAGCCUGUUCUCCAUGCUCCUGCCCCUUAUCCUGGCUUACAUCGGCCCUGUGGCUGCGUCUGUACCUAAGGCUGCUGUUGAGGUCUUUGGACUUGUGCAGGAGCUGUUACCUGCUGUCUCUGCCCUCAACCAAAAGUAUGCCCCACCCACCUUCAAUCCCAACCAGUCAACAGACAGCACUACUGGCAACCAGCCUGAGCAGGGCCUGUCAGCUUGUACCACCUCAAACCACUACUCAGUAAUUGAGAGUGACCAUCCUUACAAACAAGCUGGCGUCACACAAUACAGGGUAUCGUUCCCAGACUGUGUCCGCUGGACCACCAUCGAAUUUGAUCAACAGUGUGGCACUGCCCAGCCAGAAGAUGUCCUACGCCUGCUAAUCCCCAGCCGUACCCUCCACCUGUCCAGUCUGGGGGGCAAACCUUUGAUCCAUGACACCAUCAACACCUGGACCGAGCUCAAGAAGUUCUCAGGCUCCACAGGCUGGCCAACCACGGUCCUAGUGCUGCCAGGAAAUGAAGUUCUCUUCUCACUGGAAACAGCCUCGGACUAUGUUAAAGACGAGAAAGCUUGUUUUUAUGGCUUUAAGUGUGUGGCUGUGGGAUAUGAAUUCAACCCUGGUCCUGAUGAGGGUAUCAUCCAGCUAGAGAAAGAGUUAGCCUUCCUGGGCAGUGUGUGUGCUGCAGCGCUGAUGAAGAAAGACCUGGCCCUUCCCAUAGGCAAUGAAUUGGAGGAGGAUCUUGAGAUUCUUGAGGAAGCCUCUCUUCAGGUGUGUAAGGCCCACUCAGGGAUCCUGGGUAAGGGCCUGGCCUUGUCUCACUCACCCACCAUCCUGGAGGCCCUGGAGGGAAAUCUGCCCCUGCACCUCCAGACCAAUGAGCACUCUUUCCUUGAGGACUUCAUCACUUGUGUACAGACCUCAAGUGGAGGACGUCUGGCCAGGUGGCUGCAGCCAGACUCUUAUGCAGACCCCCAGAAGACAUCUCUAAUUCUGAACAAAGAUGACAUACGUUGUGGAUGGCCAACUACUGUGGUCGUACAGACCAAAGACCAGUAUGGGGAUGUGGUGCACGUUCCUCACAUGAAGGUGGAGGUUAAGGCUGUACCUGUUUCCCAAAAGAAGUCGAUGCACCCUGAGAAUGUGAAGAGGCUGCAGCGAUUACCUGGAAGCUCCUCGCCUUCAUCUUCUGGCCCCGACCUAACCUUUGGAGGUUUGCCAAUGCCCAAGCUGGAGGCCACGUACGAGCCCAUGAUCGUGAAAGAGGCUCGAUACAUUGCUAUUACCAUGAUGAAGGCAUAUGAAAACUACUCAUUUGAAGAGCUGCGGUUUGCUUCCCCCACUCCAAAGAGACCCAGUGAGAACAUGCUGAUUCGUGCCAACACUGACGGAACCUACAGCGCCAACUGGACUCCAGGAGCAGUUGGCCUAUAUACAAUCCACGUCACCAUUGAUGGCAUUGAAAUAGAUGCUGGAUUGGAGGUAGAAGUCAAAGAUGCUCCCAAAGGCAUGAUACCACCUGGCACUCAGAUGGUCAAACCAAAGGCGGAACCGCAGCCUAGCAAGGUCCGCAAAUUUGUGUCCAAGGACAGCGCAGGCCUGCGUGUGCGUAGUCACCCCUCCCUGCAGAGUGAACAGAUAGGCAUAGUGCAUGUCAAUGGCACCAUCACUUUCAUUGACGAGAUCCACAAUGAUGAUGGUGUUUGGCUCAGGCUCAAUGAUGAAACAGUAAAGAAGUAUGUUCCCAGCAUGAAUGGGUACACUGAAGCCUGGUGCCUCUCUUUUAACCAGCACCUGGGUAGGAGCCUUCUGGUCCCAGCCGACGAGGUCAGGGGCCAAUCGGAGGAGAACGUAAAGGAGGUGAGCAGCUGCCCUUCCCAAGAGGCCCCCAUUCGGGUGCAGAACAGGGCAGGGCAGGGCGGCGGCCCGGGGCUUUAUAAGGUAGUGAAGACCGGCCCCUCUGGUCACAACAUCAGAAGCUGCCCAAACCUUAGGGGUAUCCCCAUUGGAAUGUUAGUUCUUGGCAACAAGGUCAAGGCCAUAGGCGAGGUGGUCAACUCAGAGGGGACCUGGGUACAGCUGGAUAAGAACAGUGUAGUGGAGUUCUGUGAGAGUGAUGAAGGAGAGGCCUGGUCAUUGGCCAGAGACCGUGGUGGAAAUCAGUACCUUCGCCACGAUGACGAACAAGCACUGCUUGAGCAAGGGGCCCAGACCCCACCACCCAGCCCCUUCUCUGUGCAGGCCUUCAACAGAGCCACAACUUCAAAUGGAGCACAGGGCUUUGACUAUGGCAUCUCCAACAACAAAGGUGAGCGAGGGAACCUGAUGCCUGGUGCACGGCCCAUGUCGCCAGCCUCCAAACACCGUCAGGAACGCUCCCCAAACGGGGAAUUGGGGGAAGCCCUCUUUGAACAGAAAAGGGCAAGACAGGGGAGGGGGGAUCUCAGCCAGCAAAGGCCCUCCCUGCGGCAACCAGAAAAAACCGAGCCCUUUCUCACAGCCCUCCCACCCCCAAUCACCACCUGCAAAGCACUAAACGAUGGCAGAACCCCGGACUUCGGGGACCCCAAAACCCCAGGUUCCGCCCCCCUCCCCAAAAAAAAAGGUGGAUCCACUUCAGGCAGGUCUAGUCCUUCCAGCACCUCGUCUCAGCACUCCUCUUACCCCCAUGAAAAGACCUCCCCCUAAAGUUACCCCUUCCUCCAACCCCCAGGGGACCCUCCCAGAGAGGUCCAAAUCCGUUCAUCCUUGGCCCCAGACACGCUUAGAAGAAAAGGUUUCCACGAGCCCUUAAGGCGGUCUACAUCUCCCAAACCUAAACUGUCUCCUAAAGAUCCAAAUCAAGGAGUGAUCAGUAAUGCAGAGAACCGUGUUCCUUCUCCACAUGUGACCCAGGAGACCCACGUAAAUUUGGGGGGUGGCACUUCUAGUGCUUCCUGCCCGCGGACAAUGAAAAAAAUGGACCAUAAUGCUGAAAUGAUCUGCAAGGUGCCUUUGCUUUUGGGAAAGCCCCUUUAAAAGAGGAACUGAGACCGCGUUUCACCCCAAAAUCGCCGAAAAAGUUCCGUCACACACACCCCUAAAGACAAAUCGGGGCCUCUGUUUAAAGGUAAGGGAUCAAGGGCCCCAAGACCCUGCCAAACGGCCCAUUCCCCUUCUGGGGCGGAAUGUGCACAAAGUCUUCGCACAUUCCUGUGGCAUGAAGGUAUUGUCCACGAUGCCAUGGCCUGCUCCUCCUUCCUCAGUUUAACCCUUUUUUAAACCCAAAAGACCCGCCCCUAUCCGCCUCCCGGGGGAGGACGGGGUUUGCGAGAAAAGGGAAGCAUUUAAAAGAACCGCCACUCCUUAGAGAUUUCCUCUGCAUUGAACAUGUUUAAUAUUGCUCCACAUGGCCCUGACAUCUCUAAAAUGGGAAGUAUCAACAAAAAUAAGGUGCUUUCCAUGCUGAAAGAGCCUCCACUGCCAGAAAAGUGUGAGGAGGGGAAAGGAGAGGCCACUUCCUAUGAGAUGACUUCUCAUCCCACUAUGAGGGCAAAGUCAAUCUUACCAUUAACGUUACAACAUCUGGUGGCAUUCUGGGAGGACAUUUCUAUGGCCACCAUCAAGGCAGCCACUCAGAACAUGAUAUUCCCCAGCCCUGGGUCCAGUGCCAUCCUGAAAAGGAAGGAACAUGAGAAAGACGGUAAAAAGGCAAAGAAAGAGAAGAAGAAGAGGGAAAAGGCAGACGUGCGUCCAAGAGGGAAUCUGUUUGGAGAGAUGGCACAGCUCGCCAUGGGUGGUCCAGAGAAAGACACCAUCUGUGAGCUGUGCGGGGAAUCUCACCCUUACCCUGUCACCUACCAUAUGAGACAGGCUCACCCAGGUUGUGGCCGCUAUGCUGGAGGCCAGGGCUACAACAGCAUUGGCCACUUCUGUGGUGGUUGGGCUGGAAACUGUGGAGAUGGAGGCAUAGGAGGCAGCACCUGGUACCUGGUGUGUGAUCGCUGUCGGGAAAAAUACCUGAGAGAGAAACAGACUGCCGCCAGAGAAAAGGUGAAGCAAUCUAGAAAGAAACCCCUGCAGGUGAAGACUCCAAGGGCACUGCCCACUAUGGAGGCCCACCAGGUGAUUCGGGCAAACGCUUUGUUCCUGCUUUCUCUCAGCAGUGCUGCCGAGCCCAGUAUGCUUUGCCACCACCCUCCCCGGCCCCUGCACUCCCAGCUGCUUCCCAGCCUCAAGGAGGGCGUUUCGGACGAACUUCCCAAUAAAAUUGGCUGCCUCUACCUUCAGACACUAGCUAGGCAACACACUGAGAACUUUGGGGCCUACCAAGACGAUAACCUUUUCCAAGAUGAGAUGAGGUAUUUGCGCUCAACAUCUGUUCCUGCACCUUACAUUUCAGUCACCCCUGAUGCCUGUCCCAAUGUGUUUGAGGAGCCAGAGAACAACAUGAAGUCAAUGCCCCCCAGUCUUGAGACCAGUCCAAUCACAGACAGCGAUACAGCUAAGCGUACAGUGUUUCAGAGGUCUUAUUCAGUCGUAGCAUCUGAGUAUGACAAGCAACACUCCCCUUCUCCAGCCCGGGUCAAAGCCGUGCCCCGACGCAGGGUCCAUAGUGGUGAUGCAGAGGUGGGAUCUUCCCUGUUACGGCACCCGUCUCCUGAGCUGUCCAGGCUAAUCUCGGCCCAUGGCUCCCUCAGUAAGGGGGAGAGGAACUUCCAAUGGCCUGUUCUGGCCUUUGUUAUUCAGCACCAUGACCUGGAGGGCCUGGAAGUGGCCAUGAGACAUGCACUGAGAAAGUCUGCCUGCAGGGUGUUUGCCUUGGAGGCAUUUAACUGGCUGCUGUGCAAUGUGAUCCAAACCACCUCCCUGCACGACAUCCUUUGGCAUUUUGUAGCAUCUCUCACCCCAUCACCGUUUGAACCUGAAGACGAGGAAGAUGAUGAGAACAAGGGGAAAAAAGAAAACAUAGAACAGGAGAGAGACCUUGGUGUCUGUGAACACCCUCUGUCAGACAUUGUUAUUGCUGGGGAGGCAGCUCAUCCUCUCCCCCACACCUUCCACCGCCUCCUUCAGACCAUCUCUGACCUCAUGAUGUCACUUCCUAGUGGGAGCUCACUUCAGCAGAUGGCACUUAGGUGCUGGAGUCUCAAGUUCAAGCAGUCAGACCAUCAGUUCCUCCACCAGAGCAACGUUUUCCAUCACAUCAACAAUAUUUUGUCCAAAUCAGAUGACGGCGACAGCGAGGAGAGCUUCAACAUCAGCGUGCAGUCAGGCUAUGAAGCAAUGAGCCAGGAUCUCUGCUUGGUGACCUGUCUGAAGGAUCUGACCAGUGUAGUAGACAUCAAGACAUCCAGUCGUCCUGCCAUGAUUGGCAGCCUAACAGACGGCUCCACAGAGACCUUCUGGGAAUCUGGAGAUGAGGACAAAAACAAAACCAAGAGCAUCAGCAUCAGUUGUGUGAAAGGCAUAAACGCCUCCAAUGUGACUGUUCAUGUGGACAACUCCAGAGACAUUGGGAACAAAGUCACAUCAGUUACAUUCCUAUGUGGGAAAGCAAUAGAGGACCUCUGCAGAAUCAAACAGGUUGACCUUGACUCCCGACACAUGGGCUGGGUGACAAGUGAGCUUCCUGGAGGGGAUCAUCAUGUGAUCAAGGUGGAACUGAAAGGUCCAGAGAACACACUGAGGGUGCGCCAGGUGAAAGUUCUCGGUUGGAAAGAGGGCGAGAGCAUCAAGAUUUUAGGACAGAUCUCAGCAAGCAUGGCCCAGCAAAAGAACUGUGAGGCUGAGACUCUCCGAGUGUUUCGCCUCAUCACCUCACAGGUCUUUGGAAAACUUAUCUGUGGAGAUGCAGAGCCCACUCCAGAGCAAGAGGAGAAAAACCUUCUUUCAUCACCCGAGGGAGAAGACAAGGUAACAUCUGACGCAGACCUUAAAGAGCACAUGGUGGGAAUCAUUUUCAGCAGGAGCAAACUUACCAACCUUCAGAAACAGGUGUGUGCGCACAUCGUCCAGGCCAUCCGUAUGGAGGCCACACGUGUAAGGGAGGAGUGGGAGCAUGCCAUCUCCAGCAAAGAGAACGCUAACUCUCAGCCCAGUGACGAUGAUGCCUCCUCAGACGCCUACUGCUUUGAGCUCCUGUCCAUGGUCCUGGCUCUGAGUGGCUCCAACGUUGGCCGCCAGUACCUUGCUCAGCAACUAACGCUCAUGCAAGACCUCUUUUCUCUGCUUCACACGGCUUCCCCGAGAGUACAGAGACAGGUCACAUCAUUGCUUAGACGCGUCCUUCCUGAGGUUACGCCAGUGCGACUCGCCAGCAUCAUUGGGGUGAAGGCUCUGCCACCAGCGGACAUCAGUGACAUCAUUCAUUCCACAGAAAAGGGUGACUGGAAUAAGCUCUGCAUCCUCGACAUGUUCCUGGGCUGCAUCGCAAAAGCCCUCACUGUGCAGCUGAAAGCCAAAGGCACCACCAUCUCUGGCACAGCCGGCAUGUCUGCAGGCAAAGGAGUCACCACUGUCACGCUGCCCAUGAUCUUCAACUCCAGCUACAUCCGCAGAGGGGAGAGCCACUGGUGGAUGAAAGGCUCAACUCCUCCCCAGAUAGCAGAGAUCAUCAUAAAGCUGGUUAAAGACAUGGCAGCAGGUCACCUUUCAGAUGGUUGGUCCAGAGUCACCAAAAAUGCAAUUGCUGAGACCAUCAUAGCCCUGACCAAAAUGGAGGAGGAGCAUCGGUCUCCUGUACGCUGUAUCGCCACCACAAGGCUGUGGCUGGCCUUAGCUUCUCUGUGUGUGCUGGACCAGGACCAUGUCGACAGGCUGUCCUCUGGUCGCUGGAUGGGCAAAGAUGGACAGCAGAAGCAGAUGCCCAUGUGUGACAAUCAUGAUGACGGUGAGACAGCAGCCAUCAUCCUGUGUAACAUGUGCGGUAACCUCUGCACCGACUGUGACCGCUUCCUUCACCUGCACCGACGCACGCGCUCUCAUCAGAGACAGGUGUUCAAGGAGGAAGAGGAAGCCAUAAAAGUGGAUCUUCAUGAAGGGUGUGGGAGGACCAAGCUCUUUUGGCUCAUGGCUCUGGCCGACUCCAAGACUAUGAAGGCUAUGGUGGAGUUCAGAGAGCACACAGGUAAACCAGCUUCCAGCAGCUCAGAUGCCUGCAGGUUCUGUGGUACGAGGAAUGGGACCGAGCUUUCUGCAGUGGGCAGUGUCUGCUCAGACCCAGACUGCCAGGAGUACGCUAAACUGGCCUGCAGUAAAACUCAUACCUGUGGACACCCCUGUGGAGGAGUCAAGAAUGAGGAAGCCUGCCUUCCAUGUCUGCAUGGCUGUGACAAGAACACUGGAUGUCUGAAACAGGAUGCAGACGACAUGUGUAUGAUCUGCUUCACAGAGGCCCUCUCUGCUGCUCCUGCAGUACAGCUGGACUGCACUCACGUGUUCCACCUUCAGUGUACUCGUCGUGUUCUGGAAAAUCGCUGGCUUGGACCCCGAAUCACGUUUGGGUUUAUGUUGUGUCCUAUCUGCAAGAACAAAAUCAAUCACUCGGUGAUCAAGGACCUGCUGGACCCCAUUAAGGAGCUCUAUGAGGAUGUGAGGAGAAAGGCUCUGAUGAGGCUGGAGUAUGAGGGUCUACAUAAGAGUGAGGCUAUAACGACACCAGGAGCACGUUUCCACAACGACCCUGCAGGCUUUGCCAUGAACAGAUAUGCAUACUAUGUCUGCUACAAAUGCAAGAAGGCAUAUUUUGGUGGAGAGGCUCGCUGCGAUGCGGAGGCCGGACAGGGAGAUGACUACGAUCCCAGUGAGCUGAUCUGUGGAGCAUGCUCAGAUGUCUCCCGGGCUCAGAUGUGCUCCAAGCAUGGCACAGACUUUCUGGAGUAUAAAUGUCGAUACUGCUGCUCGGUUGCUGUUUUCUUCUGCUUUGGCACCACCCACUUCUGCAACGCGUGCCAUGAUGACUUCCAGAGGAUGACCAGUGUCCCCAAGGAAGAACUGCCCCAUUGUCCUGCAGGUCCCAAAGGCAAGCAGUUGGAGGGUACUGAGUGCCCUUUGCAUGUGGUUCACCCACCAACGGGGGAGGAGUUCGCCCUGGGCUGUGGGGUGUGCAGAAAUGCUCACACCUUCUAAACAAGACUAAUUCUAAAAACCAGUUUGUCUACUGUGAUUUCUGGCUGCUGCUGAAGCUCAGCUGUGAAGCUUGGCUCUUGCAUUGUCAAGUCUCCUGGACACUGGACCAGGUUUCUGCCCUACACCAAGAGUCCUCAGGUCUGCUCUUCUACUAACAUCAGUAUCUGGGCUCUGCUACAACACAAGCUUGGGGUUCCUUCAGAUUCUGAGUAACCUGAAUGAAAAAAACAAUAGAAUUUUAAAAAAGAAGAAAAAAAGAAAUCUUGUGAUGUGUUUGCAUGCAGCCGUUGUAUUCCCUCGGCUUCUAUAGACGUUGCACACCUCCUGAUCACUGAAGUGGAACAAUACAAGAUUAAACAUUGAAUAGAAAUACAUUUGCUCAAAGGAAACUGUGGAUCAGCGUGGGUUAAAAAAAGGAACAGGCAGCUUCCUAACUAUAAAUUUAAAAUAUUGUUGUAUGUAAACUUUUUUCGUAAUAUUGUACAGUAUUCUCCACUGUCAAGUGCAUCAUGGGUUGACGGACAAGAGAAGGUGGAUAAGACUGUUAAGAAUAUUAUGUUUGGGAGGAAAAUAGUGUACGAUUUAUCUAAUCUUGUAUAUAAUGAUACUAUUCAAAAUAGCUGUAUUCCGAAGUUGCUACUCUUCACUUCAGUUUUGUUUAAUAUUCUGGGUUAUGUUUUGAGCCAGAACUUUUAAUGAAGUGCAAUACUGGGUGUGCCUCCUAUUUUGCAGCUGUUUAACCUAUGGAAUGUAUGUCAAUAAAGCCACUGUACAUUUUUAUACAGUAGACAGUCGUAAUUUCCCCUCUUGUAAAUGUCAGAUCUCUACUGUUGUCUGGAUAUGAGAAGAAGAAGCCUGGCGCCUGCAGUGAAUGAUAGUGGAUAUAAAUCCUAUUUGCAGCUCUGUCAACAAAAAAGUACCAAAUUCUAUAGAAAUACAAAAACAAACAAAACACCUCACAGAGAGACCUAUUACAGCUGAAUGAUUUGAGGAGCCAGUCUUCACACCAAAUAAAAUUGUGCACCUGUAAUGCUUUUCCCUAGUAGGAGGCAGGGGGAUCGGGGGUCAGGGGAACGGAGCGUGGGGGGAAAAAAAAGCUGCUGUUACAUAAAAAAGCUUAAUACUUGUGAAUCUGCUCUGUAAUAUCUGUGGUGGAUGGAGUUGAAUGGUAAUAAACCAGGUUCUCUGUUUCGCAAAGUA
Etheostoma spectabile (orangethroat darter) is the source of this 15564-nucleotide messenger RNA. RefSeq names its product MYC binding protein 2 (gene mycbp2). Gene Ontology annotation, cellular component: plasma membrane; nucleus. Lineage: Eukaryota; Metazoa; Chordata; Actinopteri; Perciformes; Percidae. Gene Ontology annotation, molecular function: ubiquitin protein ligase activity. Gene Ontology annotation, biological process: axon guidance; regulation of synaptic assembly at neuromuscular junction. The record is from RefSeq and is a predicted model, not a curated record.